CGCACUGAACGCGCACAUCCGUGUCAACCAGCCAUGGGGAAGAUCACCUUCUACGAGGACCGGGGCUUCCAGGGCCGCCACUACGAGUGCAGCAGUGACUGUCCCAACCUGCAGCCCUAUGUCAGCCGCUGCAACUCGGUGCGUGUGGACAGCGGCUCCUGGAUGAUCUAUGAGCAGCCCAACUACCAGGGCCGCCAGUACUUCCUGCGGCGCGGGGACUACCCGGACUACCAGCAAUGGAUGGGCAUCAACGACACUAUCCGCUCCUGCUGUCUCAUCCCACAGACGAGCUCCCACAGGCUGCGGCUGUAUGAGAGAGAGGACCACAAAGGCCUCAUGGUAGAGCUGAGCGAGGACUGCUCCUGCAUCCAGGACCGCUUCCACCUGAGUGAGGUCCGCUCCCUCCACGUGCUGGAGGGCUGCUGGGUCCUCUACGAGAUGCCCAACUACCAGGGGCGGCAGUACCUGCUGAGGCCCCAAGAAUACAGGCGGUACCAUGACUGGGGGGCUGUUGAUGCUAAGGCAGGCGCUUUGCGGAGGGUGGUGGAUUUAUACUAA
Messenger RNA from Suricata suricatta (meerkat), 558 nucleotides. Its product is annotated as gamma-crystallin C. Gene Ontology annotation, biological process: lens development in camera-type eye; visual perception. Bases 34 to 558 code for a protein of 174 amino acids. Gene Ontology annotation, molecular function: structural constituent of eye lens. NCBI's taxonomy places the organism in Eukaryota, Metazoa, Chordata, Mammalia, Carnivora, Herpestidae. The record is from RefSeq and is a predicted model, not a curated record. The transcript has 3 exons.